UUUAGGCAUGCACUUUUCACUGUAAGUAUGAUUCUAGGUCAGUGUUGCCUGCUGUCAUUAUAUUUGAUUUUGUUUAAAGCUCCAGCUGGUGAAAACAGCUGAUUACAUGACCAUGUCAUCAUAUUUAAUUUGUAAUUAAAGUUUUAAGUCUUCUCACUGAAGAGAUGCGCUUUAAAGAACUGAGCUGUCAAACAGUAAAAGUGAGCAUCAAAUAUGACUGUACAGUAUCUCAUAUUUUAGCUCUGUUGGGUAUGCUGUAGGGUAGUUUGUAUGCUGAGGCAGAUCUCCAUGUAGAGAUAUAGUGGGGGUAAUGUUUUGCUCAUAAAUUUCUGCUAAAAAUAUAUGAUUUUUGAAGUUGUUUCUGGGAGAGAUGAUUAAAUAAAAGAGGUGACAAAGAAGAUACCAUAUGUUGCAGUAGCAAAUCAUGUGGUGGUGUCAGGACAAUGUCCCAACACAUGUAUCCCUUGAGACAGAGUACAUCUCUCUCUGGUUUCCCAAUAAUAUAUUUACAGCUGUGUGAAUUGUCCUUCCUGGAAAUUCAGCUGAAGGUGUCACUGAAAUUGUCCCCUUUGGUUUAUCCCUAUCAGGCUUCUCUCUCACUUUCAUUUUAGCCUUUUUCAUUUUUAGAAUUCAGAGUGUUCAGCUCUGCUCAGUCUGUAGGCUGUCCCUGGUCCUUAACAGUGAAUGCUGACCUUCCUGCAUGGUUCUUCUAAGCUGCUGGGAUAACUGUGGGCACUGUGGCCAGUGGCCUUGUCAUUCCACACUGAGGUGAAUGCAUGGGCAAAUGUUGGAAUCUCUUCAUGUUCUGAUCUUGUAACUCAUUUGUUACCUCCUGCUGAGGCCAGGGCACCUGUGGCACCCUCAGUAUUUGGGGGAAGAGGUCUCUGCUGUAGCCCUCAGGAAGGAGAGAGCCAAGGCUCAUUAACACUCGGGGUAAAGGGGACUCUUCACUCUGAGUCUUGUCACCAGUCACUGCAGAGACACCUGCCCAAUGUGCUCAGCACAGGAUGGGCAAGAAACGGAAAUCUUUUCAGGAAAAGAUUUCCGUUUCUUGCCCAUCACUGGCAGCCACAGUGGUGAUUAGCAGAAACUAAUGAAGCUGUGACCAGUGGCCUUGUAAGGGCAUCAGCCACAAGGCCUCUGCUUUGGCAGUGCUGAGCACUGAGGGUCACAGCUCUCCUGCUCUCAUGUUUUCCAGCCUCCCAAGUGUACUCCCCCUCCCCCUCGUGAAUUAUGGUCCCAGUGACAUGGCCCCACUGUCCCCAGUGCUUCUUGCAGUGCAGAACUGGAAAACAACCCCAUUCAUUUGCAUACAAAGUGUGCACUUGUCUGUUGUAUUUGUCUGUUGGUAUCUCUAGAUGCCCAAGCUAGUCUGUCCUGUAGAUCUGGCUGAUACUUGGAAAUUCUUAGGAUGAUAGAAAACAUUUACAAAAGGGCAUUAGCAAAGAUUAAACUGAACAAGGCAUGGUUUGUUUAUAAUGCUAUUCCAAAAUGGAAAGCCUACAGAAAGAUGAUGAUUAAAUGUUAAGUGAUUGGGGUCUCAACCUGAGUCUUUAUUAAUCUAUCUGACAGAAUUUAGAGAAAUUAUUUUUUGUAUUGACAGAAUUUAGAGACAUUUUUUUAUGUUCCCUGACAAGUGACACCUUUUCCCCUACUGUAACUCCUCUGUUUAUUCCUCUCACUUAUACCUCACCAAAAUAAAAUAACAAUUAAAAACAGCAGCAACAAAACUCCUAAUCCCAGACACUGGAAUCUCUAAGCUUUUUACCAUGGCUAAUCCUGUUUUGCCAAUGCCUCUUGAGUGGUUUGACUCUCCCCCAAUGUAAAUGUAAGUGAUUACUGUUAAUGAACUAUUUCCUUCAGUAGUAUUAGUAGUUAGGGAGAGGCCAUCAGAUCUCAUAAUGCUAUCAUGCCAAUCUUUGUCUAAAGCAAAACAGAUCUUUCUUAUCUUGUGCAAGUAGUUUUCCAUGUGGGCAAGCAAGGACAAUUUUUAGACAUAAGCACAUUCUUUUUUUUUUUUUUUUUUGAUGGUAUAAGUUUCUUUAAAAUUAGUACAGCUCUAAAAAAUAUGAAUGUCAUAUUAGAUGAUGGUCCUCCUUAUGUUAUUUUGCUACAUUAAGCAUGUAUCUUAAAAGUUUAGUCAUGGAUUGCAGUGAGGAAGCCACAUUGCUUAUAAAAUACCAGGCCUGCAGAGAGCCCAGUGUGAAUAUACUGAAUUGCUUCUGGUACCUGAGGGAGCUUGGCUCUUUGGGCAGAAAUGCAGGUUCCUGUAUGUGCUGUCUUGUGCCCCAGUCAGGGGUCAGCAGUGUUUAUGGCUAAGUGACUGCUGCCCCUUAGGAUCUAAUGAAAGUUCCAUCAUUUUAGCUGUAAACUGCUCUUAACUUUCAAAUUUAUUACCAUGGUGUUUGUAAUAAGAUUAAAUAAAGUUAAGAACCUCUAUCUAACAGCCUUCUAUUCAAGUAUAUUCCUUAAAUUAUUUAAAAUGACACUAUUCUUCUUGUAUAAAAUAUAAUUGUGUUUGGUUUUGAGUCUGGUGUUGUUGCAGAAAUUCUGUGUUUGCUUUGUGGAGCAGAUUAUUGCACAGCAGGGCCAGAAUGAUGCAAAUGAAGGAGAAAAUUCAGGACAAAGACCUUGCAACCCCCUAACACUUCUCAGAAGUUGUCUUCUCUGAAAGGGCUAGUGCUGCCAUGGAGGGUCCUGGUCAGCAUCCAAAAAUGUUGGUAUGGAUCAGAUUGCUUAGCUUUUCCAAAUUCCACAUUUGCAUGUUAGUGUUCUCAUCCCUGAAACUGGCUUUAAUUUUAUAACUUAUUUUGCAGUCAGAUGCUGAUUUUGAAAGCAUAAAAUUAUGAAAAAAAAAUUUUAUUUUAUGAUCAGCCAAGUGAAGAUGGGUGAAACAGCUGCAAUCAUUAUUACAAAUUGUCUUGACUUGUGGGUUGACCACUGGAGUUAUAUAAAGAAACAAUAAGUGUGGAAAAUUUAGAGAAGUGUCUGGCAUUGCAUGCAUAUUUCUGGUAAAUAGAAACAUUUCUCUGACUCUUCCCAAAUUCUGUGGCUAACUUGUGUUGUUCAACAUGUCAGGUGAUUCUCACUGCCUCACUGUCUGUUAACUUGCUAUAGUAACAAAGUACUAGAUGAGGGUUCUUAAAAAACAGGGAAAAGGACUUUUUAUGUGGGCAGAUAGGACAAAGGGGAAUAGUUUCAAACUAAAAGAUGAGAGUGUUGUCAAAAUUUCAAUUAAAGUACAUGUGUGGAAUUGAAAAACACCGAAGGAUUUUAGAAUCAUGGUUAAUUUACAGUGAAUGUCUUUCAAUUGAUAUCAUACAUUAUAUUUAAUAUUUUGAGACUAAAUUUACUGGUGCAUUAAAUAGGUCAAAACUUUAAUCAUAAGUCAUAGCAAAAUACACAUUUGUUGCUUUAAAGUAGUUCAGUGGAAUUAGUGAAAGCAGCCUAGAUCCCCUCAUAAGCUAUCUGAAGCUAAGCCAAAAAUAGUGGAUGUUAAUUCCAUUUCUAUCCUAAUCCUUUCUCUGCUUGUCUAACAAUUUUCUAUAUAUUCAUAGUAGAGUAACUGCCUCAAAAAAUCAUACUUUCUUAUUUGUGUAUUCAGGUGUGAAUUUCAUGUGUGAAUUUCCUUUCAAAUCAAAAUCUUUCAGACAGACUCAGAACUUAAAAUAUAUACUUUUGACUAAAAUGCCAUUCCUAUAAAUUAUAUUUUUACAUUUUAAAAAUGAACAUUAAACCAAGCAGUCUGCUCUGCCCAGCACGCACAGAGGAAGUUGGUUUGGGUGCCUGUGUACCCACAAAAUCAGUAUGUUUCUACAUGUUUCAUGUGGGCAACCCAUUCCUGAUUAGCUGAUUCACAAAAUGCAAAGGUGUUGCAUGGCUGUGACAUUGAAGAGGUUCCAUAUUUUGAGGUUGGAUUUUUAAGAAGUUUGGCACCUCGUUCUCCAUACAUGACCCAGCCCCUCACCGGCAGAGGUGUCAGAAGGACCAUCCAGAGCUUUCUGCUUCCCAGCCUUUCCCAGAAGCCGUGGGCUGGACUCGGGGCUUGGUGGGAGGUCUGGCACCUCGGGAGGUGUGUGGGCAGUGUUGGGCCUCUUCUCAGGGGAUUUUUGUGCACCCUGAGCAAUCAGUGCCAGCAGUGCAUGUGUGAAAUGCAGAGUUUGGGCAGGCCCAAGGCCAUAGGAGAAUUGUUACAAUUAUGGUAGUGUGGAACACUGAUCUGUCUGAGCAACAGUGUUCAGAUGCUGUUGGGAGUAGCUGGUUAGAAUAUUCUAUAUGUUCAUGUGUAAUAUAUGUCACAUUGGCCCAUGAUUGGUCAUGGUUUCACCUGCAGUGGGGCAAAAAUAAAUUUCAUCAGAGUUUUCUUUGGAGCUUUCCUUGCCAGCAUCACCCUGGGUAUUGCUUUCAGUGAUGUCACUGUGUUUGGUCUGUUUCAUCCAUCUGAAUGUGUUGUGCGUGAGGUGACAAAUCAGUUUCAAAUGCAUCCCUUCUUUCAGUUGCAGAGGCUUCUGCAGUAAUGUCCAUUGCUACAUAAAGAAAGCAAAUAGAGCCUUGGUUUCUGUGUACACAUAUAUACAGCGUGUUUGAAUGCUGUAAACUUUGUAAGAGAGCACUUCAAACUUCCCACAGCCUUGUAUAAUUUGUAACAGGAUAUGUUUGAAGCUUCCUUUCACCUGAGCCUCAAUAUUUGUGUCUGAGGAUUUCCAUUAGUGAGUGUUGUUUCAUGCAGGUGUGUGUGAGAGCCUUUGCAGGUGUUAUCUUUUAAAGAGAUUAAAUGUAAGGUUUUCACCUUGGAGGCAGCUAUUGCUCUGGUGUUUAAUCCUCUUGACUCCUUUGAACCCUCUGUGGCAGACUAUACUGAUGUGCAGAAGUGACUGCAGGAGAGGUAACGUGUAUGAAGGAUGGGAAUUCACCUUUUUUCUGCAUACAGUUCAAAUUGGAGCAAACCCUAUGCUAGAGGAUAUUGCUGCUGGUCGCAAGUCCCUGAUACACAACCCACAAUGAGAAUUUUUGUAAGAAUGUGAUUACGAAUAUUAUUAUUUUUUAAUGUUGUCAUGCUCAAUUUAAUUUCAUGAUGGAAAAUAGCCAACACAAGUGGAUUUCAGGUGAUGGGAAAAUUGCAGCCUGUUAGCCUGCCGACAUUAACAAUGGAAAUGGAAUUAAUUACAAGCACUGAUAGCUGCCUGGAUCAGCUGUAGAGCUCUUGGUUGGCAGAGGGAGCAAAGGGCAUGUUCUUAUCUGUUACACUGCUACGUGACUCUUGAAGCCUGUAAAUAUCACUUUAAAAGGAUCACGUAUGAGAGUGUUGAAUGUGAGCCCUUGCAGCCUCUGUGUCCUUGAUGGUAAGAGUGAACUUCCCUGUUACAUUUGCAGAGUGCUUUUGUUCACCAUGUGUAUGUACCUUUCCUGUUCCACACAUUUAUUUUUAUUUUAUUGAUAUAAUGCACAAGAAAUUGUGCAGGUUUCUGUCAGAGACCUGCUAAGGAGGCAGAGUGCAUAGAAUAUAUCUGAGGGAAAGUUGUCUAAAAUGAGAAAAUCUGGCUUUCACUCUCUACAUCUGCACAACAAAAUAUCUGGUAGUACUUGGCCUGGAAGCAAUACACACUCUCUGGAUCUUUUUGUUCAACACAGUGAGUUCUUGUAGAAAAGACAUAUGUAUUUGUGUGGGUAGAUACAGAUAUAUAUGAGCACAUUAAAAUAACUUAGUUGUACAAAUGUUGCAACACCUGUGUGACACCAAGGCAAUAUUUGUAGUCAGUCAGUGGAAGAUUUGAUUCAAUCAGCAAAAAUGGAUCUCUAAAUCUGGUGAGAUUCAAAAUCUUCGAUCACAGCUCCCCUUAGAUGUGAAGCUGCUAACAUAAAUUUUGACAAUGUAUAGGGUACUGCAACAACUGGUAGAAACAAGGGUUUUCUAAAAAUAGAAACUACAGAGUCCACUAUAAAAAAGGACAGAAGAACUGCAAGACUUUGGCUAAAAAUUUUCUUCUUUCAUUUUUACCCUGCCUCUGGUGUCAUGAGUGUGCACCUUCUACAGCCAGCAUGAACUUGUGGAUUUGCAGCCUGAGAGCCCGGAGCACACACCCUUAACAGAGGCAGUGCUGAGUUGCAGAUUCACCUUACAGAGAGAGGGGAGUUUCACCUCCAGCCUUUCACUGGAUCCCUCUUUGCAGCCACCUCCUGUGGUGCCAGAGAUCUCUCUUUUUUGCCAUGUCAUCUGACAGCCACCAGCUCCACACCCAUUGUUACCAGGACUCACUAAAUUCUACUUGUCCCAGUCUCUUGAAUGUCAACAGUCAUCCCCUAUCCAAGAGCUCCUCAAACCUGACCUGUAUUGGGCACUCAAGGAGUUUCGAGGAAAGGCAAAACAAACAGGAGCUGAAGAAAAGCUAUAGUAGCACCAUCUGCCAUAUCCUGGAAAACAGGAGUGAUGCAAGGAGCGUGCAGAGUCCUGGAUGGUCCUCCUCACAGCCUGGGAUGAUGGGACUUGGAUCAGAGGUGCAAACCAUAAAUGACCAGUCAACCAAUGACCAUUCAGAGGGAAGAACUAAGUAUACAAACCAUGUUCUUGUCACUGAACAGUCCUCAGUGUCCUGGGGAGUGGGGGACACUAGGAUGUGUGUAAAGAGCAGCACUACUGAAAAUGUUUCUUCAGCUUGCUUUGUUCACCAGCAAGGCAUGUGUAAAAUGGAAGAAUCAGGAACUGCCCUUCAGAGAAGCCACUCAGACCUAACCUGCAGCUGCAAACAGCAGAUUCAUGUCACUCACAUAGAAACCAGUGCUACUUACUCCAGCCUAAGCCCUUCUGGCUGCAGUCAUAGUCUGCCAGUGGCUAGGAUGUCUGACCAAAUGCAGAGAUACGGAUCAGAAACAAAUCAAAAUACAUCUCACUAUCAAAACCUUGUGACUCAUCUUCCAGUCCUACCUAGAGACCAACAAGUACCCACAAACACCUUUGACAGUGGCAGUAUUCCACGUAACACUACUGUUUACACAGAUCCUGGCACAUUUCACGCUGCUGUUCUGGGACCCCACAUGCCUGGAAACAGUUUCCCAAACAGGACAACGUUCAGUCAAGCCCCUGGGAUUAUUCAUGGGGGUCUGACUUAUGGUAACAUUCCAAACUCUGUGUACUCCCCCAUGGCGAUGACAGUUCACAACAACUCAGCAGGGCCCUGCAGUCUCAGGCAGGACGCCCUGAAGGCAGAUGCCACCAUCCCGGCCUAUUGCCACUCCUUGCCCAUCCCAUCCAUCCAGCUCGUGCCACGGUUGGUGUGCUCCGUCAGUGAGACAGGAAACGAGCAGGCAGCACCUGGCUACUUUCAUUCCUUUUCUGCUUCAGACAUUUUGACAUAUCCCAAGCUGGUGUCUUCAGUAAGUGAAUCAGGCCUGGAUGCCAAGAAAAUCCUGAAGUGCUGUAACAUUCCUGGAGAACAGCUGCAACCUGCUCCACAGGAGAGAGCCCCUCCAGAAGCCAAGGCUGCCCAUGUUGCUCUGAGCAGCCAGCAAGGUGCAGACAUAGUAGUGACAACUAAGGAUAUGUGGACUAUGACCUCUAUGAAUGACAUAACCAAAGGCCUAAAAGCAGCUCUGGAGUGCAGAGAUGCCGAGGUACAAACUCUUCCAACCAUGGAAUGCAAAUCAGUGGCAACAAGCCCAGCAGCUGCAGCAGAAGGUCACUCACACGUGUUCCCAGAGGUGAACCUGGAACAAGGCUCGGAGGCCCCCAAAUCUCCAGUUCGCGAAGUGCGAUGGGAUGAUGAAGGAAUGACAUGGGAAGUGUAUGGGGCAUCUGUGGAUCCGGAAGUCCUUGGGGUAGCCAUUCAAAAACAUCUCGAGUUUCAAAUAGAACAGUUCCAGACAGAGCCUGCUGAGAAAAGCAAUAAGGAGCCACCCCCUGAAAAAGCUGGGAAAAAAAGGCCUUUCAGAACAAUGAUGCAUUCCCUGAGAUAUCCAAGCUGUUGUGCUCGCUCCAGUACUGCAGUGGAGUGAGCACAGCUGUAGGCUGUAGGAUUGCUGUGCUGCUUUUAAAUUGUACAUAAAUGCUGACUCUUAAGUGCUAACACAGUAUAUGUGGACAGCCCACAUCAGGAUGAGAGGGAAAACUUCAGUGAACAUCAAAUAUACAUUAAAGCAAGGAGAAGUCCAUGGCUGGACCAGAUAACAGAGAGCAUAAGAAUAUACUUAAAUAAUGCCAUCCAAAUGCUCUUGACUGUAUUUAAUGUAGCACUGAUUCCUUCUAUGUUAGUUUUAAACUGUAUUGUAAGGAAUGGAACUUCUUUUUUAAUUAUACAUUUUUUAAAAAUAAUGAUAACUUUUUUCUGUAUUUUAAUAAUUUAGGGUUAGAAAACAAAGUUUAAAAAUUAUGCUUUAAUCAAAGUUCUUAGCUUUCAAUCACACCCUUAAAUUGUUUUGGCAGCUGUUUUGCUGUUAAUUUAAUAAUCCUGAAUAUAAGCCCACUUUAACUGUAGAAAAAAUAACAAACUAGUGUAAUGUUCUAUGACAAAGAAUUGUAACUUUUUUCUACAUAACUGUGAAGUAAUUUUAGUGUUGCUGGUCUGAACUCUUCCCUUAGCAAGCUCAUGUACAGUUGGAGGACACUCCAUCAACUUUCCAAUUAGUUUGUAGUUACGAUGAAUUACACUCUGAAUAUCAAGAACUUAUGUUUACCAAGUGAUUGACACAAAUGUACAGUAUUACCAAAGAUGACUGAUGUAAUGUGAAUUGCUUACUGAAUGCUUGUUUUAGAGACCUGAGAUGGAAGCUGUUCAGAUUAGUCUAUGGCAACACCAUACCCUACAACUCACAAGCAGUUUCGGUUUGUUUAUAUUAAAAGUAAUUUCCAGUAAGUUCUUUUUAUGUGCAUCUAUCCUGAGCAGUGGUUAUUUGGCUAUUGCAUAAGCCACAGGGGACAGUUUGCACAUAACCUUUGCCUGUCUUGUGUUCCCUCUCUGGUCUGACGUCAGGCGUCUGCUGAAAGUGAGACUUUGUGUCUUCCCCAAAGGACAGUCCUAAGAUUAUUCCGAGUGCCUUGGUCAUUUGGGCAGCUUAAAGAUUUAUUUUCUUCUAGAAACAACUUCACAAACAAGUUUUCAGUGAGAAACUUGUUACAGUGUAAUGCAGCCAACAUGCAGGGCCUGUUUGAAGUAAAAGAUUUGUCAAGGAAGCUGAGAAUUCUAUUUCUAGUGUCAUAUGUGCCUUUGGUGAAUGGCUGAGAUUCUUGGGGAAACGAGAGGUGCAAUUUUUUUUUUUUUUUUUUUUUUUGUGAGAGGGAAGAGAAACAUUCAUUUCUGUCUCAAAAGAAAAUUUGCAGUGUCUGAGAACUUACUGCUGUGCAAUUAUGGACUUCUCUUUAAAUGUGUGUGGUUGUGCUUUAUUGGUUUGGUUUGGUUUUUUUUCCAGAAAGUUAGCAGACUGACACCAUAAUGUUCACCUGACAUUUGCAUACCAAGAGGAACCCCUGGUGAUUAGGAGAGCUUUAAACUUUCAUCUAUAAAAUCCUUAAAUGUAGGACCUCCUAGUUGGAAUGACCUGUGAUGCAUUAAUUUAAUGAUGUAGAGUAGUUCAAGAUCAACUUUUCACUCCUGGACAAAGCGGGAUUUAAUAAGCUGGCUCCUGUGAAAUUCACCUUGCAUUCAGGAGGGUUCAUUCAGACCCUGGGACUUUGGCCUUAGAGAGGUCUGAGCUCAAAAUUAGUUUUAUACAAACCAAGUGUGAAGCCACUGGAAUAUAAUGCCUUACUCAGGAUGCCUCUAUAGCUGUGAACAUCUAAGUUCUGCUAAUGAUUCUGAAUGUUAAAAUUCCUUUUAUUGAAGCUUUAAUUGGAGUAAGGAAGUAAUGAGUAACUAAAUAAAAUUACUCUGCUGUUAUUUAGAGUUUAGUUAAGCAGUUUCUAUACAGGCUUAUUUUAUGGUCCAGAAUAUUGAACAUUAUUUUUUUCCCUUUCUUCAAACAUUACACUUUGAGAAUUUUAAGUACUAUAGUGGUCUAAAACCUUGUGCUGUCUGUUAGAUUGUCCUCACAUGUACAGGAGAAUUAAAGAUUUGAAGAGUCAAACUAAAGCUUUAAAAUAGCAAGAGUACCUUCCAAUACUUUAUAUCCAUACUUUAUUUGACAUAUGGAAUAACUGUAUUCUCCUUCCCACCCCUGUCGUUCCUAGCACCUCUCCAAAAUAAAGCCCCCAGCUGUAGGAAGAUGAUAUAAAUAAGACCAGUAUCAAACUGGUCAGAAAGAGAGAUUUUGUAGAAGGGACUGGAGUAAUAUAGCAAAAUCCCUUGAACUCUUUGUCUGUUGUGCUAUAAAACCUAGAACAAUUCUUGUAUUUGAUACAGUUCUGGUGUCAAUUACUUAUGGUUUAUGCAUUGAUAUGACUACAGUCCUGAAUAUGAUUAUCAUUCCUGAACGAUAAAAAUAAAUUACAAGUAAAGGCAAA
Molecule: messenger RNA, 10429 nt
Organism: Taeniopygia guttata (zebra finch)
Lineage: Eukaryota; Metazoa; Chordata; Aves; Passeriformes; Estrildidae
Gene: GPRIN2
Product: G protein regulated inducer of neurite outgrowth 2
Biological process (GO): neuron projection development
Cellular component (GO): plasma membrane
Source: RefSeq, a predicted model, not a curated record